AUGGCGUAUCAUCCCGAGUUGCCCAUGCUUGCGAUUGGAAGAGAAAACGGAAAUAUCGAGCUUUGGAACACGGAAGAGAAAUGGUUUUGUGAAUCCGUAAUUAGCGGUCACGAAAACUUGUCGAUUCGCUCCCUCGUGUGGACCAACAAGAUAGACAACGAAGAGGAGCCAAUAUACAGAUAUCGCUUGUUUGGAACAGGUCUUCAAGGUCAAAUUUUCGAGCUAAAUCUCCACCAGCUCCGCGUCGAGGUGCAAAGCGAUUCUUACGGUGGCCCCGUAUGGAUGAUGCAGCGCCACCCCCACAACGACACGGCAGUGUGUGCUUGCGAAGAUGGCUCUCUGCGUCUCUUCGAUCUUUCGGGCGAGCGCGUCACCUACCUCCGUUCGAUCCAGAUGUGCUGCGCAUGCGCCGCGCCUCACGCCUAG
This is a messenger RNA of Blastocystis hominis, 426 nucleotides long. RefSeq lists its product as hypothetical. The transcript has 2 exons. Lineage: Eukaryota; Bigyra; Opalinata; Blastocystidae. Gene Ontology annotation, biological process: maturation of SSU-rRNA from tricistronic rRNA transcript (SSU-rRNA, 5.8S rRNA, LSU-rRNA). The record is from RefSeq and is a predicted model, not a curated record. Gene Ontology annotation, molecular function: RNA binding; protein binding. Bases 1 to 426 code for a protein of 141 amino acids. Gene Ontology annotation, cellular component: 90S preribosome; small-subunit processome; t-UTP complex.